GUUUGUUUGUCUUCGGCAAAAAUGCGCUUUGGAGGAUUUGUUGUUGGUGAAAGGAUGGAUCACAUGAACUACUUUGGGGGCAUGCAUGACCGCCGCACACAUCACUAAGAUGCUCCUCCUUUUGUGCGUGUUCAUGCAUACAAACUUGCACACUCCCUCUGUCUCAUAAUAUAAGAUGUUAUUACGACCAAUAUGUGUGUGUUUUUUUUUCUUUAUUUGAGUGAGUACACAUCAGUUCAGGCCGUGUUGGAAGGCAGUGGCAAAGAUCCGUCGUCAUCAUCAACAUCUAUCACCUAGUAGCUAGCAUCCUAUCUUCUUCAGUCAGUGGGAUGCUCUUUUCUUUUGCACCCAUACCAUCUGCUUGUUCGCAUCUUCCCUCUUGGAAAAAGAUAUAGGAUUCUGAGUUGUCUUGUUCUGAAUUCUGAUGUAUCUGUUUUUGUAAUCUAGUUCACAACUUGGCAUCCAUCUAGAUUAGAUUUAACCUGACCCAUCCAUCAGACGAUGCUCUUCAGAGAUGACAAUCACCUUGGGUGGCUUCAGGCAUGCAUCCAAAACCCCCUUUCAGUUUGCUUAGAUGUUGCAAUGUACUAUGGUCCAGAAAUGCAAAUGAAGGAUUUUGGCUGCAAUUGCUGUCGAUUUUCGAACCUCAUUUUCAUAGGGUUGAUGUACACAUUGCAUUGGUCAUCAGUCUGAUAUGAAAUGCAUGCUGGCUUGGCACCCACCCACACAAACUGUCCAGCAAAAUAUCCACCACUGUCUACUCUUUGCAGCAGCACAAAUCUCUGUUUCUACUUUCUUAACUGUGCCAGGUGCUUGCUGAUUUCCUUUUUUCUUUGUCAUCUAGCAGUGAUCGAACAAAUCCGGUCGGCAUUCGUGGCCAGGGCUUCUAAAUUUAGUCCGGUCUAUAUGAAAAAAUGUGGAUGCAUAUUCUCUGAUAGAAACAGUAAUUCGGUUCUUGAGUGCAGGCCUGAAAAGGGAAAUCGGUUCGGGCGGGCGGGGCUGUACAGGGCGUUCAUGUUCAGCAGCCCGACGAUCAUGGUGACGACGCCGGACGCGUGCAAGCAGGUGCUCAUGGACGACGACACGUUCGUCACCGGCUGGCCCAAGGCCACGGUGGCGCUCAUCGGGCCCAAGUCCUUCAUCAACAUGGGCUACGACGAGCACCGCCGGCUGCGCAAGCUCACGGCGGCGCCCAUCAACGGCUUCGACGCGCUCACCUCCUACCUGGGCUUCAUCGACCACACCGUGGUGACCACGCUCCGGGGCUGGUCGGACCGGGGCUCCGACUUCGAGUUCCUCACGGAGCUGCGCCGGAUGACGUUCCGGAUCAUCGUGCAGAUCUUCAUGGGCGGCGCCGACGAGCGCACGGCGGCCGAGCUGGAGAGCACCUACACGGAGCUCAACUACGGCAUGCGCGCCAUGGCCAUCGACCUACCAGGGUUCGCCUACCACAAGGCCAUCCGCGCGCGCCGCAGGCUCGUGGCGGCGCUGCAGCGCGUGCUCGACGAGCGCCGGGCCAGGGGAGCCAAGACGGCCGGGGUGGACAUGAUGGACCGGCUGAUCGCCGCGGAGGACGAGGGCGGGCGGCGGCUGCAGGACGACGAGAUCAUCGACGUGCUUGUCAUGUACCUGAACGCCGGCCACGAGUCCUCCGGCCACAUCACCAUGUGGGCCACCGUCUUCCUGCAGGAGAACCCCGACAUCCUCGCCAAGGCCAAGGCGGAGCAGGAGGCGAUCAUGAGGAGCAUCCCGCCGGGGCAGAAGGGGCUCACCCUCCGGGACUUCAGGAAGAUGGAGUACCUCUCACAGGUGGUCGACGAGACGCUGCGGUUCGUCAACAUCUCCUUCGUGUCGUUCCGCCAGGCGACCCGCGACGUCUUCGUCAACGGUUAUCUGAUACCCAAGGGGUGGAAGGUGCAGCUGUGGUACAGGAGCGUGCACAUGGACCCUCAGGUGUACCCUGACCCCAAGAAGUUCGACCCUUCAAGAUGGGAGGGCCCGCCGCCGAGGGCCGGAACGUUCCUUCCUUUCGGGCUCGGCACGAGGCUGUGCCCGGGCAACGAUCUCGCCAAGCUUGAGAUCUCUGUCUUCCUCCACCAUUUCCUCCUUGGAUACAAGCUGACAAGGAAAAAUCCAAAUUGCCGGGUGAGGUACCUGCCGCACCCCCGGCCGGUGGACAAUUGCCUGGCCAAGAUCACCAGAGUCUCCUCCUCCCAUUGACGAUGAUGAAAACAGAGAAUCCAAAACCCUAGACGGCGUCGCCCAGAAGCGCCAAAUUUAGGAAAACUCAUGUGUCCAGACAAAUAAAAUAAAUAAAUAGCGAGGCGUUAUUGCUGCAGAUGAGUCAAAGUUGCGUCAUUCCUUGUUUUUAGCUCUGUCCUAGGACUCAAAAAUGUUAUGCUGAAAAAGACAUUUGUGUCGAAACAGAAAUGUCAAUAGUGUUGCCGCCGAAGUAACUUGCAUCGAAA
Triticum aestivum (bread wheat) is the source of this 2468-nucleotide messenger RNA. Its product is annotated as ent-kaurenoic acid oxidase 1. NCBI's taxonomy places the organism in Eukaryota, Viridiplantae, Streptophyta, Magnoliopsida, Poales, Poaceae. The transcript is spliced from 7 exons. Bases 700 to 2220 code for a protein of 506 amino acids. The record is from RefSeq and is a predicted model, not a curated record. Gene Ontology annotation, molecular function: iron ion binding; ent-kaurenoic acid monooxygenase activity; heme binding. Gene Ontology annotation, biological process: sterol metabolic process; multicellular organism development; brassinosteroid biosynthetic process. Gene Ontology annotation, cellular component: endoplasmic reticulum.